This is a messenger RNA of Aedes albopictus (Asian tiger mosquito), 1975 nucleotides long. Its product is annotated as zinc finger protein 62 homolog. Gene Ontology annotation, cellular component: nucleus. Gene Ontology annotation, biological process: regulation of transcription by RNA polymerase II. The record is from RefSeq and is a predicted model, not a curated record. Gene Ontology annotation, molecular function: zinc ion binding; DNA-binding transcription factor activity; RNA polymerase II cis-regulatory region sequence-specific DNA binding. NCBI's taxonomy places the organism in Eukaryota, Metazoa, Arthropoda, Insecta, Diptera, Culicidae. The coding region runs from base 167 to 1852 and encodes 561 amino acids. The transcript has 3 exons.
AUUUCAUAAAACCACCUUGGAGAAGCCCCUCGUUUAUUGUUGCUUUUUGGCUUUUUCGGCUUUGGAUGCGUUUUUUUUAACUUUUGCAUGGCUUGCGGGAAGAAACCAAUAUUUUUUGUCUAGUUCUUUUGCAUUUUAUACCUUGAAACACAAAUUUGGAAAGAAAAUGUUCGCUGUGAAAGAAUUCAUCAAGAUUGAAGUCCCCACUCCACCAAAUACUGCACCGGAAUCGUACUGCCAGUUUUGCUACGCGACGGAAGAUUUGAUUCCAGUGUUUCCCGUAACGGCGGACAAUGCGCCCCAGCAGGAGCGCAUCGUCGAUCUCGUGUACCAACUGGUCGGCAUACAGCUUACCGAUUUGGAUAAAUUUCCUUCGUCGAUCUGUGGCGGGUGCCUCUUUAAGCUGGAGGAAUUCGAUCACUUCCGAAGGAAAUGUCUCGUCUACCGGGAUGAGAUAUUACGGGCGAGUCCCAGCUGGGAGGUACCUAGUUCGGCUGUGCUGUAUUUGAAAUCGGAAUCGAUGGAAAAGUCCGAAGCGUCUGUAAACUGGUCCUCUGAUGGGAAUGAGGGUCCAACGCUACCAAAUGAGGAAAGAGAACCCGUAAACAGCAAGAUUCCACGUUUUUCCUGGCAGGAUAAAGAACCACCAAAUAGCAAGAUUCCGCGUUUUUCCUGGGCCAAAACUGGACGUACUGGGCCACUUAUGCAGAAGCUUAAUAAACUCAGAGGAGUAAAGAACAAAAAGCCAAAGCGCAAUUUGAUUGAGAAGAAAGAUUAUCGCUGUAGAGCAUGUUUGCGAUUCUUCACGGACAAGGACAGCAUUAAUACCCAUCUGAGGACUCACCUUGACACUGUGAACGUCCGUUGUCUGAACUGUUCAAGGGGCUUCGAUACGGUUCAAGGACUAAUGUUCCACUCCAUGAGUGAAUACAUAUUGUCAUCGUUCACUUGCCAACACUGCGAUGUCCUUUUCAAAUCCAAAGAAGAGCUCGUUACCCAUGAGCUCUAUUGUGAGUUGGACCAUAGCAAGUACGAAACCACCGAGGCGCCCAAAGCUCACCAAUGUCCUCAGUGUCCAAAAAGCUACGACAAACGACAUACUCUCGAGAGUCACAUGCUACUGCACGAUCCGAAAUUAGUUUGUCACGAAUGCGGAACCGAUUUCCACUCGGAGUACAAAUUGAAGAACCAUUAUGAGCGCUAUCACUCGAAUGGGACCGCCAAGCUUGCUUCCGUUGUGAAAUGUCAACUUUGCCAGCGCGUCUUUGUGGAUGCCAGUGCCUAUCGAAGUCAUCUUACGGGAUUCCAUCAGGCAGAGCAAUCGGAACAGAUGCGCCAACUGGACGAUGAUGACAAACUAUACGAAUGUGACCACUGUGGCAAGCGGUUCUGGUCGAUCAACACCAUCCGGUAUCAUGUUCUGGUGCAUCGGCUAUACCGCGAUUGCGAUCAAUGUCCGGAAUAUUUCCGAUCGCAGCAAGAACUUCGAGAUCACAAACUAGCUGCCCAUCCGGUCAAGUGUCCGUUUUGUCCCAAGGAGUUCUUCGCGAAAAAACCCUGCAGGUCCCAUGCUACCAAGAAGCACGGAAUGGUUCAGAUUAAGCUGCUGGCAGAGGACGCUGGCGUGACAUACGAAUGGCGUAAACUGGUUUUCAAGUGUGCCUCCUGCGAGCAGGAUUACGAGUUCUAUCGGGAGCUGAAAGAUCACUAUGGCAAAAUGCAUCCGGGUGCCAGAGUUCUGAUCAAAUGUUCCUACUGUGAAAAACAUAUCAGUUCGUCCCGGAUUGGGUACCUGUCCCAUGUUACUGGUAACUGUGGACAGACACCGAGGAAAGUGAAGGCCUGGCAUUGAUCCGAACGGGAAUCUGGCAAGUAUUAUAGACUUAAUUUAAGUUUUCAUUUACGUAAAACACCAGACUGCUUUAUGUUAAGAACUUCCUUAUAUUUUUCCUAUUAAAUUCAACUGUUACAUGCA